Messenger RNA from Uncinocarpus reesii 1704, 2877 nucleotides. RefSeq lists its product as uncharacterized. The record is from RefSeq and is a predicted model, not a curated record. NCBI's taxonomy places the organism in Eukaryota, Fungi, Ascomycota, Eurotiomycetes, Onygenales, Onygenaceae. Gene Ontology annotation, molecular function: RNA helicase activity; proton transmembrane transporter activity; ATP binding. The coding region runs from base 1 to 2877 and encodes 958 amino acids. Gene Ontology annotation, biological process: proton motive force-driven ATP synthesis; maturation of SSU-rRNA. The transcript is spliced from 4 exons. Gene Ontology annotation, cellular component: 90S preribosome.
AUGCCGGUCGCCGCGUCUCGUCUUGCUCUGCGGCAAUCGCGUUUGCUGAUCCGCCGGUCUGCCUUCAGACAGAACUCAACCACCUCUGAGGCCGCUUCCAAAACGAAAGACGCUGCAUCCUCAGCCGCGUCAAAGGCAUCGGAGGGUUUAUCGAAGGUAACGUCCACCGCGGGGCCUGCAAUUGCGGGUGCGGUGUCUGGAGUUGGUAAUGCUUUAAAGAGGGUUGGCGGACGAACGGGCAGAAUGAUCUCUUUCGUUGAAUCCUUUGAAUUGAAAUUCAUUCUCCCUUGCAUGGUUGCCCCGAUAACGAGGCUAACGUCCACAGCCCUAAUACCUCCUACGGUCUACUACUCUCGGGUGGCCAUUGAGGUCACUAAGAUUGUGUUCCAGACCCAAAAGAUGGCACCGCCAAACCUCGCUACAUUCCAAACCUAUCUCCAACCUUUGCUCGCAUCUCUUCGCAAUCCUUCAGCGUUACUAUCGAAACUUGACCCAGCCCCCUACUUUGGCCGCAUCAGAAACAUGGACCGUAAGCAACUUGCUUUCGUCGGCGUGACCGCCGCCGAGGUGAUCGGAUUUUUCUCUGUGGGCGAGAUGCUGGGCCGAUGGAAGAUCGAUCGCGGCAUCAAACUCAUCGCAAGUUCGUACGCGCAAAUGGACGCCUUUAAACUCCUGACCAGAUCCACUAAAUUUAAACCCGAUUCUAAGACCGGAUCACUAUCGAGCUCUACCCACCUCCCCUCGGCAGGGCAAGCGAGCACUCCCCAAUUGUUCCCUGAGAGGCAAUUCACCGACGCAGAUGGAACCAGAGGCAUAAAACGAAAGAGAAAUGGUGACGAGAGUAUUUCGCUAUCGAGUGACCUCGCAGUGCCGGAUUUCUUUGGUUCAGGACAACCGGCUACAGCUUCUUCAACCCAACCAUCGAAGGCGAAGCGGAACGAGAAGCGGACGGUGGAUAGGGAGAAUGAUUUAAAGCAAGAGGGGAACAACGCUCCCAUGUCGGAAGCGGAAUGCAAAUCUAUUCUGAAAGCCCACAAAAUCAAAGUCACCGAUUUACGAUCCUUUCCGGCCGAUGAGGUUAGUGAAGCUGCUGAUGGAAAAAAAUCCAAACGGAAGAAGGCAAAAAGAGACCAAGAGCCUCCCGCUCCUUUAACACGAAAACAACAGAAAGCUGCGUUAAGGCUCUACCCCGAACCGUUAACGGACUUCGAUCAACUCCGGGCAAAAUAUUUGAUUUCAAGGCGGCUCUCUGAAAAUAUCUCCCACCAGGGAUAUACCGUUCCUACAGAGGUCCAACUAGGGUCACUACCAUUGUUACUUGGAGGUGCACCAACAUCGAGUAGACGGAUCAAACCAGAUGAAACGGCCAAGUCACUCUCAGAGCAGGAACCGGACCUCCUUGUCGUUGCCCCGACCGGCAGUGGAAAAACCCUCUCAUUCAUGAUUCCCUUGAUUAAUAAAAUAAUAAAACAUCAUCAUGCCAACCCGGGACUCAAAGGGAUCCUUGCGAUUGUACUUGCGCCUACAAAAGAACUGGUCGCUCAGAUUGUGAAUGAGGGGCGGAAAUUGACCGCCGGCACCGGAGUAAAAAUAACAGCAAUGCGCAAAGGGAUGCGCGUUGUGGAAGGGGCACAAAAUAUAAGAUCUCUGGAAGAAGAAAGCGAAGAUGAUGAGGAUGUCGUGUCCAGCGACGGUGAGCUUCACGCAAUUGGAGGGAAUAAAGAAAAAGCCAUACCUCUUACAAGAAGCGACAUACUCGUGUGUACUCCUCUUCUUUUGGCAAAUGCAUUGUCCCAGGACGAGGCAGGGGACAUGGCAUCCUUACCCUCUGUGAAAACACUAGUGUUGGAUGAAGCCGACGUUCUCCUUGAUCCUUUAUUCCGAGAACAAACCUUGGAGGUAUGGAAAGCAUGUACCUGUCCUCAGCUAAGAGUUGGAUUGUGGUCCGCAACAAUGGGUUCGAAUAUCGAAGAACUUGCAAAAGCCACCAUCAAAGCGCGCCAACAAUCCCUUGGACUAAAGGACGAGUCAUUCCUCAUUCGUCUUGUGGUGGGACUGAAAGAUACCGCUAUUCCCAAUAUCUCGCACAAACUUGUCUAUGCGGCAACGGAACAAGGCAAGCUUCUUGGGCUACGCCAACUACUCCACCCAACCGCUGCAAGCAACUCUACCACCCGUCUUCGGCCACCGUUCUUGGUCUUCACACAAACCAUCUCCCGCGCCGUUGCGCUGCAUUCGGAACUCAUGUACGAUAUUCCACCGGAAGCAGGGGGGUCUUCGCGUAUCGCUGUUCUCCACUCUGAGCUUUCAGACUCUAGACGUUCUGAUGUAAUGGCUGGGUUCCGAAAGGGCGAGAUUUGGAUUUUGAUCACUACCGACUUGUUAGCCCGUGGGGUUGACUUCAAAGGAAUAAACGGCGUGGUGAACUAUGACAUCCCCAACUCUAGUGCUGCAUACGUUCAUCGUGUUGGGAGAACAGGACGUGCGGGCCGCGAUGGUGGCGUAGCAGUGACGUUUUACACUAAAGAAGAUAUCUCGUAUGUUAAAAACAUUGCAAAUGUCAUCUCAGCGAGCGAAAAGUUACGCGGGACGGAAGAGGGCGAACGCAUCCCGAAAUGGCUUCUUGACGCUCUCCCGAGUCUCUCGAAGAAAGACAAAGAAGAUUUGAAGAGACACGGUGUCAAAACUCGGAGGCCCAUGGCAACCAACGACGGGUCCGCAGCGAAGAAAUCAAGGAUCAGUACCAAGAGUGGGUUUGAGAGGAGAAUAGAAAAUAAGCGGAAAGGCGCGAUUAAGGGAAGUCAACGGCGGAAGGCGAAGGAGCAGUCUAGUGAAGUGGAUGAAGGGCAAGAUGUUUGGAAUGGCAUCGAGGACUGA